AUUCUUUUUGGUUAAGUGUCAGCAUAUCUUUGUUUGUCACCAUAUCUAUUAGAAGCUCAAACUCUAUUUUCUAUUUCUGCCAUUACUGAACAAUAAAGUGACCUCAGUUACAGUUACAGUUACUCUAACACUUCUGAUUUUGUUAAGGUAAUGGCGUUUUUGCAACGAAUCCGAAACAACAAGCUCAAAACAGCUUUCACCCAAUUAAAGACCAUAGAUGUUACAUGUGGCUUCCCCAUUCUUCAUCCAUCAAUUCCAUUCCAAAACCAGGCACUCUUCGGAUUCCGCAGCCCUAUUGGGCAUUCCAUGACACACCUCCUCUCGUUUCUAGUAGCGUGAGGUUUUUCGCUGCUCCCAUUCAGUUUCAGAGUAAGUGGAAGAAGGAAGAAGAGGACUCCAUUGAAGGGCGACGAUUGAAUGACCAAAUCAAAGCUCAAUAUGUUAGGCUUGUAUUUGACGAUGGGAAUCAUUCAAUAAUAUCAAGGUUUGAAGCACUUGAUCGUGCCAGGAAGCUCAAACUUGAUUUGGUUGAGGUUCAGAGGAAUGGUAAUCCACCUGUUGUAAAAAUAAUGGACUACCACAAGGAAACAUAUAAGAAACAAGAAAAGGAAAAGGAGCGUGCUAAAAGCAAGUCUGAACUGACAUUGCGAAAAGGAGAAUGUAAGGAAGUGCGGUUUUCUGGAAAAACUGUAAGUGAAAUGAAAGACCUGAAGAUGAAAGCAGAUAUGGUUAAAAAGUUGAUGGAGAAAGGAUAUCGUGUGAAGGUUACUGCUUAA
Arachis ipaensis is the source of this 776-nucleotide messenger RNA. Lineage: Eukaryota; Viridiplantae; Streptophyta; Magnoliopsida; Fabales; Fabaceae. The record is from RefSeq and is a predicted model, not a curated record.